Penicillium daleae is the source of this 2025-nucleotide messenger RNA. RefSeq lists its product as uncharacterized. The transcript is spliced from 6 exons. Lineage: Eukaryota; Fungi; Ascomycota; Eurotiomycetes; Eurotiales; Aspergillaceae. The coding region runs from base 1 to 2025 and encodes 674 amino acids. Gene Ontology annotation, molecular function: NAD+ poly-ADP-ribosyltransferase activity. The record is from RefSeq and is a predicted model, not a curated record.
AUGACGCCAAACCCGUUCGCUGGUAUCGUCGUCACGGCCAGCGGAACCAUUCCUGGCCAGACACAUGACGAUAUCAAGCGCAUGGUGGAGGAGUGUGGUGCAAGGUUCGAGAAACUCAAUGUGACUGGCUGCACGCAUCUCAUUACCACAUCGAGAUAUGUGCAGAAUGCCACAAGGAAAGUUGAUGCAGUCCAGAAAGCCACCAAUUGCGAUAUCGUCGGUAUAAAGUGGUUGGUCGACUCCAUUAACGGCAAACACCCGGUCAACACUGACGGGUAUCUGCUCAAACCGGCGGCAGACGAUGCUCCAAAGAGUUCGCAGGUAACAGAAGGCUCCCCGGACAGCCCCGAGAGCAACAAGCGCAAAUUUGAGCCAGAGGAGGACACAAUUGAGGAGCAAUCGAAAGUCCACAGAAGCAACCUGCAUGUUCAUCGGAAGCAAUUGAUCGCCCUUGUGGACGAUCGAUAUGAUACUCAUGGAGAUGAAAUAGCAGUUUGGAUGGACGAACGGGAGAUCCGUUGGGAUGCCAUACUAAUUAACAAGCUAUCGAAGAACCCGGCGGGUGAGAUGGACCCAACUGCGCCAACCCGCAAAAUCUCCCUGCACCGUCUCCAACUUCUAUACAACUUCACUUCUGGAAAGUUUCACACGUGGUUCCGGUUGGUGGAUGAUAAGACCGAGGAGGGAGAACUUCAUGGUACUGGCGAUCUCAAAUCAGCCCUCGUCGAGUUCAAGAGGCUUUUCCACGAACAAUCCUUCCUAUCUUGGGAUAAGCGCGACUCCCUCCCGCACGGGGUGCAAGAUUGGGUGCCAAUUGACUCCCGGUGCAUCUUCUUCCAACCUCUGUCCGAGGAAGAAAAGAAGAACAUCGUACUAGGGGUUCAACAAGCAGAAGUCCCUGUAACGAUCCCCCAGGGAGUCCCAGGUGUUCUGAAAGUCCUUUUCGGCCACAGCAAUAGACUGGCAGUCGGCCAUUUCUUCAACGAUAUGGCUAGAUUCCGAAUCAAGACAGUCAAUCAUAAUCAACUUGAUGACAAUACCCUGCGAGCCGCAAUGGCCAUCCUGGAUAAACUCCGCGUCACCCUGGCGGAAACUGUGAAAAGAAAGACUCGGAACUCGCCCGUCGAGUGGAUCAAGCACAGUCGCGCGACCUACUUAAAGGAAUGCUACUUCGGUCUGCUCGGUAUCUGCAGUCGCUCUAGCUCAGAACCACUAGCUACAGACCCCGACUGGCUUAAGCAGGAGCUCCAAAAUCUUGAACUUAUGCUCAAACUGCGGACCACGAUGGAUAGAACCCACCUCUUUGGUAGAGAAAUGUCCAGUGAGGUCUUACAACAAGCUUUUCUUUGUCUAGGACUGUCCGAAAUCAAACAAGUUCGGAAGAAAACUAAAGAAUACGACGGCCUUGUUGACUAUCUCAAAAUGUCGGUUGGGUCACUCCACACGGUCACUUACAAGGAGGUCAUCAACAUUUUUCGAAUCCAACGUCAGGAGGACACUGAGCGAUACCACCAGUGGAGGGCAGCCAAUAGUGACAAAAUCGGACAGAGAUUGUUGCUUUGGCAUGGCUCCGGAUGUGAAAAGUUCAUUGGCAUUCUGAGCCAGGGAUUGCGAGUUGGUCUCUUCGAGAAGAGCACGAGUGGAAUGUUUGGUGCUGGAAUAUAUUUCGCCGACAUGUCUGGCAAGGCUGCUCGGUAUUGCACUGGCCCAUCAAAUGUGACGUUCAUGCUUCUUUGCGAGGUUGAAAUCGGCUCCAAUCCUCUCAACCUCCAAGAAUGUGAUCGAACUGCGAAGACAACUCUGCGUAACGAGGGAAAAGUCGGGGUGGUUGCUCACGGAAGCUCAAAGCACAAGGCAUGGAUGAACGCAACGUCCAUCCAUCGGCGCCUAGACGGUAUCUGGAUGCCUGAUGUUUCAAAAGAACGGGAGAAGCGUGGCCAGAAAAACCUGGCAUACAACGAGUAUGUGGUAUACAACCCGGCCCAGGUCCAGCAGCGGUACCUUCUCCAUCUCAAGACUGGUUGA